This is a messenger RNA of Trifolium pratense (red clover), 2281 nucleotides long. Its product is annotated as RING-H2 finger protein ATL74-like. NCBI's taxonomy places the organism in Eukaryota, Viridiplantae, Streptophyta, Magnoliopsida, Fabales, Fabaceae. The coding region runs from base 1432 to 2004 and encodes 190 amino acids. The transcript has a single exon. Gene Ontology annotation, molecular function: transferase activity. The record is from RefSeq and is a predicted model, not a curated record. Gene Ontology annotation, biological process: protein ubiquitination.
AUAUACAUAUAGGUUAGUUUGGUUCUAUCAACUUUGAAUCUUUGAUUCUUAACAUAAGUGUAGUUGACGUUGCCUGCUUCCAAUGUCUAUUCCUCCCGUCUAAAAUAUGCAAUGCUACCUUAAAGGCAAUGCUUCAUUGCAUAAAUCAUGUAAGUAUCAAAACAAUUUCCACUUAUUAAUUAAGGUAGAUAGAAAAAUUUCAGUCACAAAAAACAUGUGAGGCCAGCAAUAUUUAACUUAGUAGGUGAGAAUAUGUCAUUUGUAUUGAUGGAAAACUUGCAUGUGUACUGGCUGUGGUAAUCAAUUUGUGAGAAUCUUCCCAAUCCCAUGAAGGAAAAUGUGUGACGAGUAGAUUUCUCAUUAUGAAUUUAUAAUUUUGAAAUUUUGUAUUUAUAAAUUUAUCUCUCUUCAUCGAUACGAAGUUAGAUCCUAUCAAAAUAGUAAAUGAAUAUUUUUCAGAAUGGAGAAUGUUUUAAAGCUCUUUAAAACCUUUCCAAGUUAUAUAAAAUCUAAAGUUUUGCUUGGUUUUAAUUUGCUACUACCGCGCAUUUGCCUCUGUCCCAUCGCGGUUCCAAACAGUCGCUAAAAUGUGGAGGUGAACCGUGAACUGCAAUUGUGGACCCUUUUUAUUUGCCAUGGAGUGGUCCUUACACUGCCUUUGGGCUUAGACAGUGGCCCAUGAUGUGCCCACUCCUUUUCUCCUUGGCAUGACACACACAUUUACGGAUAAACAUCCUCCUUAUCGUGAUUAAACGUAACCUUCCUGUUGGUUGAUUAUUUUUUUGACGUAAUUAAAAAUAAGACAAUGAAAUUCGUACACAUAAUAAAUACUCCAAUUCAAAACAGUGAGCUGUAACAUUCCUAACUUGGACUAAUUGUGCAAGUUAUAUCAGCAUAAUGCCAAAGAUGAACGUUGGAUGAGAAUAAAAAUAAAUGAAGGGAACAAAUUAGUGUUUUUUCAACUUUACAUUUAUGCAUGGUUGAGUGGAAGAGUGGGGAAAGGAUUUGUGCUCAGAAUAAGUGCUUAUUUAAUUAAGUUAAUUUUCAUUAGGUGGGAUCAGAUCAGGUACCAUAAUUUAAAUUUCUUUCCUACCUUGAUUCUAAAAUCAACAACCAUCUUCAAUGUUAUCAUACUAUAUCAAUAUCUCACUUCAAUAAUAGAUAGAUGGAGACAACAAAGUACUUGUCAUGCUUUCAUUUCCUAACAUAAAUAUCUAUGUCCUGUUUGCCUGUGAAACUUUGUCUAUGAAACUUCUUAAAACCACAAAACACAUCAACACAAUCAAUUCUUAUGUGUCCCAAUAAUUCUUAGUUUAGCUAUAUUGAAAACGGUUCGACCUCAAGUUCAUUGAACCAUUUUUUCCGAGGUAUUGUCCGCUUUGGAACAGAAACUACAGGCGUCUUAAGCGUAGUUGACAAGGAGAAUCCACAAUGUCUCUCCAUCAACGCCUCCAUCGUCUCUUACUCGACACAGAUUCAGCUUCAACAACUGCAUCAGGUAACAUGAAUAAGCCAAGUGAAUCUUUUGCAAUCACAGGUGACUCAAAUUUUGACUCCAACAUGGUGUUUAUCUUAGCAGCUUUACUUUGUACACUUAUUUUAGUAUUAGGACUCAACUCAAUUAUAAAGUGUGCUCUAAGAUGUAGUCGCAGGUAUGCUUUUGAAACCCAAGAUCAAAGAAUAGUGCGUUUAGCAUCAAAGGGUUUAAAGAAGAGUGCGUUGCGAAAGAUCCCUAUAGUUGUUUAUGGUUCAGGUAGUAUUAGUUCUAGUUUUGUAGCCACAGAUUGUCCAAUUUGUCUUGGAGAGUUUAUGGAUGGUGAGAAAGUUAGAGUGUUACCAAAAUGUAACCAUGGAUUUCAUGUAAAGUGUAUAGAUAAAUGGCUGCUUUCACACUCCUCUUGUCCUACUUGUAGACAGUCUUUGCUUGAGUAUCCAGCUAGCUCUGAAGCUUCAUCUGUAGCUGUGAUUGUUGCUGCAGCUGUAGGGACAAAUCAACGGCUUUAAAUCAAUGCUCGUGGUCGCAUUGAGAUAUUGGAUAUUACAGAGAAUCAUGAUUAAAUGUAAAUAAAAUAGGCUCAAUUGGAAUGUGAUAUGGUUGCGGAGACAAAAAAAAAAACUUGUGUUCGCGGACCUUUUUUCGGAAAUCCUAGUUUGUAUCCUUGAAUGUUCGAUGUGGAACUUUAUGUUUAUGGUGCACUUGUAUCAUUGUAUGAAGAAUUUCAAGAUAUAGAUGUAUAUAUAAGAGUAGAAAAAACUGUUGAAUGAUGAUGAUUUCUCGAAA